Nezara viridula (southern green stink bug) is the source of this 1473-nucleotide messenger RNA. The record is from the annotation of a GenBank genome assembly. Lineage: Eukaryota; Metazoa; Arthropoda; Insecta; Hemiptera; Pentatomidae.
AUGCUUUCUGAUCAUCACAAAUUUUUACCUGAAAAUUUGGGAAUGCCCAUUCUCAGUGAAGAUAAUCAUUCAGAUUGCAGUUCCUCGAACAACAGUGGACCAUCCUCACCAUUUGAAAACAGUCAGACUUCUCAUAACUGGUCUAAUCUCCAAUAUUUUUCUGAACAAAUUGAAAUGUCUGAUUUCAACAGUGAAUCUAGUCGAUGGACUCCUGGUUAUUACAACAUCCCUUCCUACAAUUAUUAUAACAGUAUGGCCACUCCUUAUGAUCAGUAUAACUUAGAUGGGUCUUACCAGGUACCGCCAUACUCUGCGACUUAUCCUUUACCCAAUGAAAAUAGGGAGGCUAGUAAUGUCCCUUUGAAUUAUAAUGUUCAUCAUCAGAAUAAUUAUGCACAAAAUGAUAGAGCUUAUUAUCAACAGAACAGGGACCAUGUGAAUGGUAGCAACUACUCAGGUCAUCUUAACCAUGAAACGGUUGAUCCAGCUUACCAGCAGCGUUACUAUCCAGCUGAAUCUCAUCAACUUUUAGAGCUGAGUUCACCAGAUUCAAGUACUACCGAAGAGUCGAAUUCUGUUAGCCCAGCUAAAAAACAAGCAGUCAACAGACCAACUAAGCAUCGAGGACGUCCGCCAGCUCAUCUGCAAUCCAGUCUUUUAAGAGAAUUGCCUGCUUCCAAUUUGGAGAGGGUCUUCAUAUGGGAUCUGGAUGAGACCAUUCUUAUAUUUCAUUCUUUGUUAACUGGCUCAUAUGCUACAAAAUUUCAAAAGAAUAUGGAGGCUGUCCUUAGACUUGGUUGUGGUAUGGAAACUCUAAUAUUUGAGCUUGCAGACAAACAUUUCUUUUUUGGUGAUUUGGAGCUUUAUGACCAAGUCCACAUUGAUGAUACUGUCAGUGAUGACAAUGGGAAGGAAUUGUCUGGGUAUGAUUUUGCUAAAGAUGGGUUAGCUGAGGCUAAACAUUCAGGAGGAGCUGACAGGAUUUUGAAAAUUGCCUAUAGAUAUCGUGUUAUCAAGGAGUUAUACAAUAGGCACAGGAAUUCAGUUGAAGGCCUGCUUGAAUCUGCAAGAAGGGAGGAAAGGCUGGCCCUCAGAUCUGAUAUUGAAAGAAUUACUGACAACUGGCUUACUCUUUCCAAGACUUGUCUUGAACACAUUUAUGCUAGAGAAAGGUGUUUGAAUAUUCUGGUUACCGGAACACAACUUGUUCCAGCUUUAGCUAAGCUCCUUCUUUUUGAUGUCGGAAAAGUGUUCCCGAUUGAAAAUAUCUACUCAGCAACUAAAAUUGGCAAACAAGGGUGCUUUCAACGCAUUGUUUCUAGAUUUGCAAAUAGCAAAUGCACUUAUGUUGUAAUUGGUGAUGGUAUGGAAGAGGAGAAUGCUGCAAAAGAGAUGAAUUUUCCAUUUUGGAGGGUGUCUUCUCAUUCAGAUCUUGUAGCUUUGUACAGUGCACUUGAAAAGGAAUAUUUAUAA